UCUAUUUCUAUAAAGUUUGCUUAUAUAAUAAUAGCUAGAUUUCAAUGUCAUGACAUAUAUCUAUAAUGAUUCCAAUAUAUAUAGUUCAUCUCAUAUAGUUCGAGAUCCUAAUGAUUUAGAUCUUAGUAAUAUAUAUCCAUUGGCUGAUCUCUAUUUCUGUCCUACAUGUCAACAACCAAAAUCUAUUCAACAAUGUCAAUAUCAUAUAAUAUCUAAAUAUUGUUCUAAUUGUUUAGUGGAUUAUACUGAAAAGAUUCAUUUAAAAAGAUGUACAAAAACUUGCUUUGAAUGUCCAAGAUGUGAAGCAAUUAUAUCAAUAAAUAUUGUAAAUCAUGCCCUUAAUGGUAAAUCAUUUAUUUUUACUUGUAAUUAUUGUCCUUUCCAAUUUGAAACUUCAGUUAUUGAAAAACCUAAAUCAUUACAUUCAAUUAUAAAUCAAGAAAGAUCAGAAAGAGAAGAUUUUCAUGAUAAAUUAUUUAAUCAAUUAAAGAAAACUUUUGAGAAUCAAUAUGAUAAUAACAAUGAAACUGAUACUAAUACUAAUUCUCCAUUAGAUGAAUUAAAAUUAAAGAAUUUAAAUCUCACAACUUUAUCUUCACCAACACCAAUUGUAACUACUGGUGAAACCAAUUUUAAAAUUGAUCAGAAAACUGAUGAUAUUACUCCAAGAUUAAAUUCCAUUAAAUUUGAUUCUUCUAGUCCCUUACAUCAUUCAAAUACUUAUUCUUCAUGGCAAGUUAAUCGUAGAAGAUUCCCCCUUGCUAAACAACUCUCAAUAAAAUAUUCUUUGAGAUGUUUAACUUGUAAUACUAAAUUAUUACAACCUACAAUAAUUCGAGAUAGUCCAUCAUUACAUAAAUUUACAAUUAAAUUAUCAGCUGUGGAUUAUUUACCAAUUAUAAAAGUUACAAAGUAUAAAACAAAUGUUUAUUUAUUAAAUUUUAUAAAUCCAUUACCAUCUAAAUGUGUUAUAACAUUAUCAACAACUGCACAAAUUCCUUCACAAUUUAUAAAUCCACCAACUUCUAAUAAAUCUAUUGAUGUUACAAUUCCAAUAAAUAAAUUUAUUAUUGGUCCUAAUAUUAAUAAAUCAUUUAUAAAGAAUAUUCCAACUGCUUUAUUAACUAAAAAUACUUCAGCUUCACUUGCUGAAUUAGUAAGUAGAAAAAAAUCCUUACAAAAUUCUAAUGUAAGAAUGUCAACUACUUCAAGUCAAUUACAACAAUUUGAAGAGGAAGAAGAAGAAGAAAUAGAUUUUCCAAAAUUAGAAGAUAAAGGUAGUAAUUGGUAUACAAUACCAAUUCAUAUAGCAAUUUCUCAAUUAAGAAAUGCUACAAUAAAGCUUCCUCUACAUAUUAAGAUAAAAACAGAAUUACCUUCUUCAUUUAAAAGUAAAGAAAUAACGGCUGCUUCAAUUACUCCCCCACAAAAAUUAUCAUUUAAGUAUUGGAAUAUAAUUGAAUUAGAUUCAGCUAUAUAAUUAUAUAAUUAUAUAACUAUAUAAUAAUCAGAAUUAUAGACAUAUGAAGAGACUAAUACGCAAUUGUAUUCGUUCUUGUAGGCACCUAUUUUCUCUGGGAUUCCCAUACAU
Molecule: messenger RNA, 1591 nt
Organism: Scheffersomyces amazonensis
Lineage: Eukaryota; Fungi; Ascomycota; Pichiomycetes; Serinales; Debaryomycetaceae
Exons: 1
Coding region: 50-1480 (476 amino acids)
Cellular component (GO): dynactin complex
Source: RefSeq, a predicted model, not a curated record